Paralichthys olivaceus (Japanese flounder) is the source of this 1058-nucleotide messenger RNA. The record is from RefSeq and is a predicted model, not a curated record. Lineage: Eukaryota; Metazoa; Chordata; Actinopteri; Pleuronectiformes; Paralichthyidae.
CUGAUCUGGGAUCGAUUGAGAAGCUCGUGAUGUGUGUUUUCCGGUGAUCGCUCAGAGGCUCGGUAGAGUCGGUUGUGUCGGUUGCGUCUGUUGUGUUGAGGGAGAAGACACACACAGCAGACAGACACGCUAACCCACAGGCCGGACCCUCCGGAGAGGCGCCAUGGCCGCGGGGCUAUGAGACAGCGGGAGUCAUGGCGGGUCGGCAGCGGGUAACCGCGCUCUGUGCGCUGCUCCAGCUCGGCUUGUUGCUGCCGCUGCUGUCGGGUCGGAGCGCCGGGAGACCGCUGGAGGGAUGUACCGGAGAAAAGUCCCGUCAGUCGGCGAGACCCCCCGUGGUCCUCGUUCCUGGGGAUCUGGGGAACCAGUUGGAGGCGAAGCUGGAUAAACCCAGUGUGGUUCAUUACAUCUGCUACAAGAAGACCGACUCCUUCUUCACCCUGUGGCUCAACCUGGAGCUGCUGGUCCCUGUGGCCAUCGACUGCUGGAUCGACAACAUCAGAUUAAUCUACAACAGGACCACACACAGCAGCCAGUCCCCUCCAGGCGUGGACAUUCGUGUCCCGGGGUUUGGACAGACGUAUCCCCUGGAGUACCUGGACCCCAGCAAACGCAGUGUGGGCAUGUAUUUCUUUACAAUAGUGCAAGCCCUGGAAGAAUGGGGAUACACCAGAGACGAUGACGUCAGAGGAGCCCCCUAUGAUUGGAGGAAAGCCCCGAAUGAGAAUAAAGAGUAUUUCCUGGCGCUGCAGCAGAUGAUUGAGGAGAUGGCAGAGAAAGCUGGUGGGCCCGUGGUGCUCAUCGCUCACAGUAUGGGCAACAUGUACACCUUGUACUUCCUCAACCAGCAGCCUCAGGCCUGGAAGGACCGGUACAUAAAAGCUUUCAUCUGUCUGGGGCCGCCGUGGGCCGGCGUCGCCAAGACCCUCCGCGUCAUCAUCUCCGGUGAUAAUAACCGCAUCCCAGUGAUCAGCCCGUUGAAGAUUCGCUCCCAGCAACGUUCUGCUGUCUCCACCGCCUGGCUGCUGCCCUAUGCCCACUCUUGGGCCAAAGAUGAG